GGAACCAGGAAGCGGGGCCUCCCUGAGCACAGAGGAGAAAACUGCGGUCCGCGAUGGCUCAGUCGGUCGGUGCAGAGUCGCGCAGCUGGUUCGGGCGCAGCCCCGACUGCGAGAGUGAGGCACGUGGGCCCCGCAGACCGGGCCUCCGAGGACAUCAGGCUUAAGACCCGUCGGCCUCCCUCCAGCCCCUCGAAAAGGCAAGAAGAGCCUGUGCUGUGCCCCCCUGGCUUAAUCAUGGCGAAGCUGGAGACACUGCCCGUGCGCGCUGAUCCAGGGCGGGAUCCUCUCCUGGCCUUUGCCCCGCGGCCCUCUGAGCUCGGCCCCCCAGACCCUCGCCUUGCCAUGGGUAGCAUGGGCAGUGGGGUGGCCCAUGCCCAGGAGUUUGCCAUGAAGAGCGUGGGCACCCGUACAGGGGGUGGGGGCAGCCAGAGCAGUUUUCCUGGCCCCCGAGGCAGUGGCAGUGGGGCCAGCAGGGAGAGGCCCAGCCGCUACCCCUCAGAGGACAAGGCUCUCGCCAACUCCCUCUACCUCAAUGGCGAGCUGCGGGGAAGUGACCAUACAGAUGUCUGCGGCAACGUGGUAGGCAGCAGUGGUGGCAGCAGCAGCAGCGGCGGUAGUGACAAGGCUCCACCACAGUACCGUGAGCCCACUCACCCACCUAAACUCCUGGCCACCUCUGGAAAACUAGACCAGUGCUCAGAGCCAUUAGUUCGGCCUUCAGCCUUCAAGCCUGUUGUACCCAAGAACUUCCACUCCAUGCAGAACUUGUGCCCUCCCCAGACCAACGGGACCCCAGAGGGACGACAGGGCCCUGGUGGCCUCAAGGGUGGACUGGACAAAUCUCGGACCAUGACUCCGGCAGGCGGGACUGGGGGUGGCCUCUCAGAUUCAGGCCGGAACUCACUAACAAGUCUGCCCACCUACAGCUCCAGCUACAGCCAGCACCUGGCACCCCUCAGUGCCUCCACUAGCCACAUCAACCGCAUUGGCACCAUCAGCUAUGGUAGUGGCAGCGGCGGUGGCAGCAGCAGCGGUGGGGGGUCAGGCUACCAGGACCUGGGGACCUCAGACAGCGGAAGGGCCUCCAGCAAGAGUGGGUCAUCCUCAUCCAUGGGCCGAUCUGGCCACUUGGGAUCGGGGGAGGGGGGAGGCGGAGGCCUGCCAUUUGCGGCCUGCUCCCCUCCCUCGCCCAGUGCUCUGAUCCAGGAGCUGGAGGAGCGCCUGUGGGAGAAGGAGCAGGAGGUGGCAGCUCUGCGACGCAGCCUGGAGCAGAGCGAGGCGGCAGUGGCCCAGGUGCUGGAGGAGCGGCAGAAGGCAUGGGAACGCGAGCUGACGGAGCUGCGGCAGGGCUGCAGCGGGAAGCUGCAGCAGGUGGCCCGCCGCGCCCAGCGUGCCCAGCAGGGCCUACAGCUGCAGGUGUUGAGGCUGCAGCAGGACAAAAAACAGCUGCAGGAGGAGGCUGCCCGGCUGAUGCGACAACGGGAAGAGCUGGAGGACAAGGUGGCCGCCUGCCAGAAGGAGCAGGCCGACUUCCUGCCCCGGAUGGAGGAAACUAAAUGGGAGGUGUGCCAGAAGGCUGGGGAGAUUUCCCUCCUGAAGCAGCAGCUGAAGGACUCUCAGGCGGACGUGUCCCAGAAGUUGAGUGAGAUCGUGGGCCUGCGCUCCCAGCUGCGGGAAGGCCGGGCUUCUCUGCGGGAGAAGGAGGAGCAGCUGCUCAGCCUGAGGGACUCCUUCAGCAGCAAACAGGCCAGUCUGGAGCUGAGUGAGGGGGAGCUGCCUGCAGCUUGCCUCAAGCCUGCACUGACCCCUGUGGACUCGACUGAGCCCCAGGAUGCGCUGGCCACCUGCGAGAGUGAUGAGGCCAAGAUGCGCCGUCAGGCCGGGGUGGCUGCUGCCGCCUCCUUGGCUUCCUUGGAUGGGGAGGUGGAUGCUGGCGGGGAGAACGGGACAAGGGCCCUUCGGAGGGAGGUCGGGCGGCUGCAGGCUGAGCUGGCAGCUGAGCGGAGAGCCCGAGAGCGCCAGGGCGCCAGCUUUGCAGAGGAGCGCCGCGUGUGGCUGGAGGAGAAGGAGAAGGUCAUCGAGUACCAGAAGCAGCUGCAGCUGAGCUACGUGGAAAUGUACCAGCGAAACCAGCAGCUGGAGCGGAGGCUGAGGGAGCGUGGGGCCUCAGGGGGUGCCAGCACACCUACCCCCCAACAUGGUGAGGAGAAGAAAGCCUGGACCCCCUCCCGCCUUGAGCGCAUUGAGUCCACAGAAAUCUGAUCCCCUACCUGGGCAUGUGGCCUUUUGACAAAUGCCCUGUCAAAGGCCAGAGUCCCCAGUAUCGCCUCCCUUCCAUCUCUUUUCCCUGUGUCCCCCAUAUCCCCAGACCAAAGAGGUUCUCAAAGCAGCUGUGAACAGGCUCCUCCUCCCCCCCUCUGGGCAGCCCACUUGAACCCCCCUUCCAAAAAAGGCAUGGGGUGGGAGGAACUCAGAGUGAGUAGGAUUGAGGAGCCCAGGCAGCAGGGGAGCCCAUGCUUCCUUUCUUGGCACUUCCUUGUUGGAGAUGGAGGCAGCAGGCCUGCAGUGCUGUGAGGUGCCCCAGACCCUUGGUGGGUCUAGGCUGCUCCUGUCAGUCAGCCAGCCUGUCCAGUGAUGCUCUCUACGCUCUCCUCCUAGGCUGUGUGGCCUGAGGAGCUGGCGUGGCGUCUGCCGAAUCUGACAGACCUUGGGCUCCUGGCCUCUCUCCUUCCUGCACUGCUCUCCCUCCGUGGGCAGAUGGGCAGGACAAGUGGAGCAGAUGGCCUGCUUGUGGUUGAGAGGGCUACCUGCCCAGCCCCUCCCCCCCAAGGUUUCUUGGGCUCAGGUCUCAGAGCCUGACCUGGUCCUGAGUGUGUGCUCACAUGUGUGUGUUCAGUGCCCAGGGAAGAUCUGCCCUCCUGUUCCUGGGAAGGGUUACCUGGAGGCUUCUUAGCUCUAUCCCACCCUUCUAGCCAGGAUCCACAGGGCAACAGCCUCAUCUGCUUGGCUGACCCCACACCCAGGGCCGCUGUCCGGCUCUAACUACAGCUAAUAAGUGCUACCUGCCUCUCAGGCACUCUCCUCACCCAGUUUCUGAGGUCCUAUGAGUGUCUGUGAUGUCUUCCUGUGUCUUCCCCAACUCAGUUCCUUCCAGCUGCCUCUGCUUUCAUGCUCAGAACAUCAUUGUCCCAGGCCACUUCUCCCCCAAAUCUCAGCUUUUCUUCCAGUAGAAAAUUCUGCUUGAUCUUUGGUGCACUGCCCACUUCCAAGCUCCACUGGGCCCAAGCCUGAGCCCAGCACCCUUGUUUUGGGAGGGUCAGAGGGUGGUGGUUGUGAUUAUCCUUGAAGAACAAGGCUGACCUGAGAGGAACACUGACCCCUGGGGUCCCAGGCCCCUGAGGUAGUCCAGUGUUUGCCCAGGAUGCACCUGGCGUAGCCGCCAGUGGGGGUUGGGAUAUAGCCAGUAUCGCUUCCUCCUCUGAGGCCUUCUCAGAGGUCCAUCUCCCCAAGAUAGGAGGGAAAAGGCAAAUUUCUAAUUCACCAGCAAUAAAAAUUGGAGGAGGCUUGGCCCUCAGCCCUCAUAUUCUCUUUUCACUCUCCUCCCAUCCCCAAGACUGGGUUUUUGGGGGGUCAGGGUGGAGAGAGAGCUGGCAACUACUGUGAGCAAGUCCCCCAAACCCUGACCAGCCUCCUCUCAAGACUGGUGACUGUUUAAUGAGCUGUGCAUCCCCCACAAUAACAGGAGUGCCCCUCCGUGUGGCCUCUGUCCCUCUGCACAGUCCCUUCUGGGUGGCCCUCACCAGGUCUCUGAGCUGCACAAGGGGCCACCCUGGAAAUCACUGCCCAGUCCUCUCGGCCCUCACUGCCCCUGGGCCAGAGGGGCGAGGGGAAGAGAAGGCAUUAGUAAGAAAAAAAAAAUAGAAAAGAAGAUGAACAGACUCAGCUUUGGGACUUCCAACCACAAGAGAAAUUAUAUAUAAAUAUAUAUAUAAAUAUAUAUCUACCAUAUGUGAUGGAAAGACUUCAUUUUCUUUUCCCAAAGAAAUAAAAUGGAGAAAGCCUCUUGA
Talpa occidentalis (Iberian mole) is the source of this 4067-nucleotide messenger RNA. RefSeq names its product leucine zipper tumor suppressor family member 3 (gene LZTS3). The record is from RefSeq and is a predicted model, not a curated record. Gene Ontology annotation, biological process: regulation of dendritic spine morphogenesis. NCBI's taxonomy places the organism in Eukaryota, Metazoa, Chordata, Mammalia, Eulipotyphla, Talpidae. Bases 235 to 2262 code for a protein of 675 amino acids. The transcript has 5 exons. Gene Ontology annotation, cellular component: dendritic spine.